AUGCAGUAUCAGUCAAAUAUGCCACUGGUCAAUCCAUUGGAUCCGCAAGCUCCACUGCCUGCACUCGGCACCAAUCCGAAUCCAUUGUCGUUAGCUGGUGUCCCUAUCCCUAGUUUCCAGGAAAUGUUGAAUGGUCCUGAUGCUGAACAGGAUGCGCAGCAGUUGAGCGAGUACAUGCGUAAGCGCUUUGCAGCCCAAACAGCGAUGCAUGAAAAUCUUCCGCAAGGUUUGAUACCGCAAUUAAUGCCGAUAACUUAUCUAUUCCUCGACCUGCAAGCUUACCUGCGCAGUCCACGUCAGCGCCGAGUACUCCAGCAACAGGAGCUGGUUCGGAAAGAUCCGCCUACUCGGUGGGCCGAACAGUUUCUAAUCAGAUACUCCGACGUGCUCUUCCUGCUGUGGCGCAGUCUAAACGGUCUCGUGCCGGGCCCUGGUCGCACCAAGUCCUUGACCACAUGA
This is a messenger RNA of Cylicocyclus nassatus, 459 nucleotides long. NCBI's taxonomy places the organism in Eukaryota, Metazoa, Nematoda, Chromadorea, Rhabditida, Strongylidae. The record is from the annotation of a GenBank genome assembly.